Messenger RNA from Lindgomyces ingoldianus, 1143 nucleotides. RefSeq lists its product as uncharacterized. Lineage: Eukaryota; Fungi; Ascomycota; Dothideomycetes; Pleosporales; Lindgomycetaceae. The record is from RefSeq and is a predicted model, not a curated record. Bases 1 to 1143 code for a protein of 380 amino acids. The transcript has 5 exons.
AUGACUAACACUGAAAGGUUCUUGAAACUUGGUGUUGCUGGCAGUGCCGAGGCAGUGAAAGACAGCGAGGUGCAAGGUAAAGGCGACGACGACCUGACCCAAACCACCACGCCAAGAUUAUUUCUACUUUCACCGCCGUCCCUCAUCUCAAUUGAUUCAACACACCGCCUGAACAAUUCAAUCCAAAUCCUAUUCUCCCUUAUACCUCCACCCCUCCUCACCAACCAGCAACUAUCAGCCAGCAUGAACAUCCUCACCAAAACCAAGAUUAUGACCACCAACUCCCUCUCCCCAGACUCAGUGCGCCUUCUCACCAUGCACAUGCACGAGCGUCUGCCCCGCGAACUCCGCGACCAAAUCUACUCCUACAUCUGGUCAGACGCCGUCAUUCGCGCCAUGAACUACACAUCCCUCUUAACCCUCACCAUCGGCGGCGUCGACAUUCUUGAAGCCGUCUUCACCAAGAUUCCAACCCACUACAUGCACCGCGCCGCAGCCGUCGAGGCUGCGGAGUGGUUCUACGACCACUGCACGAGCAUUGCGAUCAACAGCCCAGAUGAAAUCAAGAUGUUUCUCGAAACAGAUGUAUUUGGCAUCGGCGUAGUGCCCAAGGACCGCGAGCUGCGGAAGUUGACGAUUAAGAUCGAUGUCGGCAGUUGGAAAGCUCCGGCAGGUAUAUACGACGUGUUCGCGCCGCUGCUGCAGUUGAAAAAGCGGGAGGGGUUUCAGCUCAGCCUGGCCUUUCACGCCGGCGAGCACGGCCUCCAGGUCGUGAAGAUGAUGACCCUUGGUCAGCGACUCAACGCCGUGAUUGACAGACUCGGCUCCGGAGGAAUCAAGAAUGUUGAUGUUAACUUCCAUAUCGCCAUGGCGCAUCAUAACAUCUUUGUUGUCGCCGAUAUCAAGAAGAUGGUAGUUGGAGUGAACUCGGAAGCACUGAGUCUGGAGGGGUGGAGGAAGGCAGUGCUAGAAGAUGAACAAGGCGCGGUUCCGCUCUUAGCAGGAAUCGAUCCCGGGCUGGUCUCCAGGGUUGCGCCAGAGAUCAUCGCUGCAAGACUGGAUCUUGAUCUCUACGAGGCCAGACAGUGGCAGGUGAAGUUCCGGACGCUCUGUCGAUCUUUGUUUCGCCCGCGCCGUUAUUGA